GUUGUCGGGACCUGCCUGUCAACAACACCGCAACCUGAGACAGGAUAGCAGCCUCUUGGCUAGCAAAGUGAACCUGCUAAGUAGCUAGAAAAGAAAAAAAACCCGAAAAAAAUAAAUUGUUACGAUUUGAAUUUACCCCACUAACUUCUGCAGCAAUGUAGCCUAUUUGUAAAGAUAUUUGGACUCGGCAAGAUGAAGAAAGGACUUUGUUAGGCUGCUUCAACAUCUUCCUCCUGUGUGAUAUGACAUCACUCCUGCCUUACGACAAAAGGCAGAGAUCUACAGCAUACGCGUGACAUCUGCUCAGGUGUUGUUGAAGAGGAUGGCUGCACAGGUGGAGGUACACAGUGGGGAGGCUGGAAGGACAAUGACAGGAGGAAGACUUCACUUGAGUCCCCUGACCAACUCAAGCAACACAAGUCCAUCAAUCAAUCAGUCGCAUAUCAUCACUCCUGAACCCAAAAAACCUGUCCCUGGGCCCAAGCCACGGUUGACUCCAAAACCGUUUGCUGUGGAGAAUAAAAACAGUAUUAAGCCUAUACUUGCCCCAAAGCCGCAAACCAAACCCAGACCAGAAUCCACUAACACCACUGGAUACAAACCAGAGCUUCCCAACAGUCCAAAACCACAGCAACCAGUUGCCAUUGUUAAGCCAAGGCCUGUGUCAAUCAACUCCAGUCGUCCUGCCUCAACCUCAUUUAGAACAUCUACUAAGGUGAAUACUGGGCAAACAACCAAGCCUGUCCAUCCAUUUAAACCAGCCCCUCCUUUUGACUCUGUAGAUGCCAACAAAUCAAUGCCUCCAUUGCCAGCAGAGAGACAGAAACCUAAGAACCAGAUGACACCCAUGCAGGGAGGGGCAUCCAUUGCCAGAGCCAAGUCAUUGGGGUUUCUUAAUCAGAUUGAGAAAGAGGAUGAACAAAAUAAAUCUCUGACAGUUGUCCCACCCCGACCCAAACCCCGAGGUUCCAGGCCCAGACCUGUAUCUGCUAUUUUUCUUAACAAUCCAGAGUUACCAGUUCCUGCUCCACGCUUGGCUGGGGGAAACCCUCUUUCAUCUGAUCUUACAUACAAGUUUGAAUCUAUUGGUCUGUCAUUGCACCGUAAAGCGACCAAAGCAGACGUUAAGGAAUGCACUCCAAAAGAUAUAUCACUUUCACAAAAAACCCAGAAGGAGAAAAUCAGUACCUUGGGACAGAGCACUGAUGUUGAAGGUAAACAAUCGACCUCAGACGAGCAGAGCAACAACAUUGCAGAAGAAAUGAUCGUUAAAGAGACUGAGGAUCAGCGAGGGGUUAGCAUCAAGUCACGAAUUCAUCUCCUGCUUGAUUCCUCCUCUGCUCCUGAGACGGUGUCUUCUCGUCAGAUAUCAGAUAUUCUCUCUCCAGAGCAGACACUCUCUGAAAGUGAACCACAAGUGGGGGUUAAACAGCUCAUCAAGCAGCUUACAGAGGAUACAACUCCAACCCAGAGUCCCGUCAUGAAACCUGCAAUGAAGCCCCGCCACCUGCCCACUGAUUUCACUAAAAAGUUUUCAUCCGAGAGAUUGUCUGACUUUGGCAAUGUUUCACUCAGUGACCCUACAGAAUAUCAUGAGAUCAGCAAAGAUCCUCAAAGGAGGAUCGACGCAGUCAACCCCACUGACCAGAUGGGUGUGGAUUUCCAAGAUCAGCUCAAAAAGAUCAACUCAAUUACAGAAAGUACAGAGGCAGAACAGGCGUCAAGUGCUACCAGCAAUCAAAGUGGUCCUACUGUUGAAAUGCAGACAGUACGAGCAUCCUUAUUUGAUAAUAUUGUGGAGAGAUCUAGUGUGACAAAUGGCGCUGACUUAUUGAGUAACCCACCUUUACGAGUAGGAAGCAAAAAGGAUAAAGGAACUUUGGUGACUGCCAUGUAUAAAGAUUAUAUUUCUCCAAGUAUCCUGCGAGUGAACCACACCAUGGACACAGUGCAAGGAAUGGGAGAGAACAGGGCAGUGAGUGAGAGCAUUCCAUCUGCUCAGUGGGAAGAUAAAGCCAUGACCUUAAACUCCAGACACUCAGAAGGGAACAGGACAAUGAUGGAAACAACUAGUUUAAUAAAAGGUGAACCAGCUUCAGCAAUGGCAAUAGAGCAACAACCUCGAUACUUGCGAAUAGGAUCCUUGCAGAAAUGGCCUACUGCAGGUGUGGCUCAAGAAGCCGGUGUGCAAAAUGCCACGCUAAACCACUCACAAAGGGAAAAAGAAAUGGAUUUGAAUAAAGAUAAAGACAGACAGAAAGAAGCAGACCACGAGGAAAUACCUGGAGCUCCUAAACGCAUGAAAACACUGCAGAUAGAUGAAAAGCCAAAACCCAAGGCAACCUAUUUUGCUUUGACCGGACAAAUACAGGAGUCGGUGUCUUCUUUAGAUACUGGAUCUGACAUUAUAGAUUCAGCAGUGCCUUCUGGUGAUUUUGCAGUAGGUUCUGGACAGGUAACCUCUCAAGGUAAGGUAGCUGAAAUUAAGAGGAAUCUGUCAAUAAAUGAAACAUCUGGAGAAAAAAAACAAGGUAAAUAUGAGGACGUAAGGAGAAUGAGCCACAUUUCACCCAGGCAGGUGGUAUCAGUGCUGGAUAUGCCGACAGCAGAUAUAAAGAUGGGAGUAGUAAAAAGCGCACAAACAAAGGAGGAUGAAAGGCAAAAUGGCAAAAUGAAAGUUAUUGAUGGGGACAAACAGCGACAAAUGGAAAUUGAGAAACAAGCCCUUUUACAGUUUUCACAGAUGAAGGAAAGGGAGAUGCAAAGAGAAUUUGAAAGACGUAAAGCAUUUGAAAGGGAGAAACAAAAACAGAGAGAGCUUCAAACACACAGUCUGCAAGAAUCGGAGUUGGGACAGCAGAAAGACAUGGGAAAACAAAGGCAGUUGUAUUUCAAGCAAGAAAAGGCAAAUCAGCAAGAACAAGAGAUGCAGAGUAGGCAGGAAGUAGAGAGGCAAAGAGAGCUAGAGAGGCAAAGAGAGUUUGAAAAGCAGAGACAGAAAGAAAUGCACAGGCAGAGGGAACAAGAAAAGGAGAGAAAACAAAAACUACAAAGGCAAAGAGAGCAGGAACUGGAGAGGCAACAAGAAUUAAUGAGGCAAAAAGAGCAGGAAAUGGAAAGACCGCUAGAACAGAUGAGCAUAAGGGAGCAGGAAAAGGAGAAACUACGAGAACUUCAAAGGCAGCAAGAACUGAUGAGGCUGAGGGAGCAGGAAAUUGAGAGGCAACAAGAACAGGUGAGGCUGAAGGAGCAGGAAAAGGAAAUACAGCAAGAAUUGAGGAGGUUGAGGGAGCAGGAAAAGGAGAGAUGGCAACAAUUUGAGAGGCAGCAAGAACUGAUGAGGCUGAGUGAGCAGGAAGAAGAGCGACAGCGAGAAGUUGAGAGACAGCAGGAACUAAUGAGGCUGAGGGAGCAGGAAGAGGAGAAACUACGAGAACUUCAAAGGCAGCAGGGACAGAUGAGGCUGAGGGAGCAGGAAAUUGAGAGGCAUCGAGAACAGGUGAGGCUGAAGGAGCAGGAAAAGGAAACACAGCAAGAAUUGAGGAGGUUGAGGGAGCAGGAAAAGGAGAGACGGCAACAAUUUGGGAGGCAGCAAGAACUGAUGAGGCUGAGUGAGCAGGAAGAGGAGCAACAGCGAGAAGUUGAGAGACAGCAGGAACUAAUGAGGCUGAGGGAGCAGGAAGAGGAGAGACGGCAACAAUUUGAGAGGCAGCAAGAACUGAUGAGGCUGAGUGAGCAGGAAGAGGAGCGGCAGCGAGAAGUUGAGAGACAGCAGGAACUAAUGAGGCUGAGGGAGCAGGAAGAGGAGCAGCAGCGAGAAGUUGAGAGACAGCAGGAACUAAUGAGGCUGAGGGAGCAGGAAGAGGAGCGGCAGCAAGAAGAGAUGAGAGGGAGGGAGCAGGAAAUGGACAAAAAGCGAGAACUUGAGUGGCAGAGAGAGUAUGAAAAGGAGAAACGACGAGAACUUGAGAGGCACGCAGAACAACUGAGGCAAAGGGAGCAGGAAAUUGAGAGACAGCGAGAAGUUGAAAGACAGAACACACAGAUGAAGCUGAGGGAGCAAGAAAAGGAGAGGAAGCAAGAACAGGUGAGGCUGAGGGAGCAGGAAAUGGAGAGACAUCGAGAACUUGAGAGGCAGAAAGAGCAUGAAAAGGAGAGACGACAAGAAUUUGAGAGACCGCAAGAACAAUUGAGGCAAAGGGAGCAAGAAAUGGACCAACAGCAAGAACUCGAGCGUCAGCAAGAACAUGUGAGGUUGAGGGAGCAGGAACUGGAGAAACGGCAAGAACUUGAGAGACGGCAAGAAAAGGGGAGAUUGAGGGAGCAGGAAAUGGAGAGACGGCGAGAACUUAAGAGGCAGCAAGAACUACUGCGGCAAAGGGAGCAAGAAAUGGAGAGAGAGCGAGAAGUUUCGAUGCAGCAAGAAUUGGAGAGACGAGAACCUGCGCGACAGCAAGAAAGGGUUAGGCUGGGGGAGCAAGAAAUGGAGAGACAGCAAGAAUUUAAGAGGCAACAAGAACAAGUGAGGCAAAAAGAACAAGAAAUGGAGAGAAUGCGAGAACUUGAGCAACAACAAGAACAGGUGAGGCUGAGGGAGCAGGAAAAGGAGCGACAGUGGGGAGUUCAUAUGCAGCAAGAACUGGAACAAGAGAGGCAGCGUGAAUGGGAAAGACAAAGACAGAGAGAAGAAGAGAGGCAGUCAGCGCUAGAUAGGGAGACACUUCUUUUGGAAAUGCAAAGGAACAAGAGAAUGGAGGAACUGGAGAGAGGUAAAGAGAGAGAGGAAGGAAGGCUCUCCCACCAAAACCUGAAGCAGAAAGAAAAUGAGAGGUAUCAUUUUAUUGAGCUUGAGAAGCAGUGGUUCAGAGAGAACACUGAGAAAACAAGACAAAUGGCGUUAGAACAGGAAAUGCUAAGACUGAAAGGGAUUGAUAAGGAAUGGGAAAAACAAAGACAAAUGGAGAGGGAGUGUGAGGAAGACAUUGAGAGGGAAAAGCUUAAAGAGCUGGACAGACUGAGAGACUUGCAAAGGGGAAAACAACUCCACGCUGAGAAACAGUACCAAAGGCUAAUACAACAGGCCCCGCAGAAUGAAAGGCUUAGAUGGGAGGCAGAGAGAGAGAAGAUGGAAAAGGCUGAGGCAGAGAAAAUGAGACAGAUUGCCAGACUUCAAGAAGCAGAGAGACACAGACUAAAGGAGAAACACAGCAAAGAGGAACAUGAGAGAAUAAGGCUGGAUCAGUCCCCUUUGAGGCCCAAAGUGGUAGAUGUAGACUCUUUGCUCAGAGCUGCCACCUCUCAACACAUUGACCCUUCACUAAGAUGGAAGGAGCCCUCUCCCAGAGCUGAAGAGCCAUACAAACCUUCCAUUCUUGAUGUGGACUCUUUUAUAUCUCAAUCUCAGCCAUACUCCAAUCAAGAUCUACUGUCUGUUGCCAGUAUUCAAGAAGUAGACUCCAACUUUGGUACUAUAUUACACCCUGCACCUGAAAGAGAUAUUACGUGGAAGGCACCCCCACAGACUUCAGUUGACUUCACAAGUCCAGUGUGGACGCUAUCCACCCAUGGCCCACGGGAGCUACAGCCAACUGAGGUGGCUUACAACAAAUCCCUUCAUGAGCCCAGAAAACACACAACCAAAGUCAGCCCAGACCAACUGCUUUUUAGGCAGGACGGACAAUCCCCGGCCUCACAGCGCCACUGGCGCCGUAGGCAAGGUGAGCCACUUUACUUGGACCCUUUUGUCCAAAGAGAGGCAACAACCGGAGUCUCUGGCAGUACUCCUGUUGAUCAGGUCUGGUUACCCAGAGAACUAAAAUCCCAAGACAACCAGGAAGAGGUCUGGAACCACAGGAGAUCCCAGGGAUCCCAGGAACUGAACAGGAUGCGGUCUCGCAGUAUGUCACGUAGAUCAGCCCCCUCUGGUGUUGCUCUUGAGAAAAGUCUUUUUAGAAUAAGGAGUCGUAGCGCUCACAGAGAACAGGAUCACCAAACCUGGGAGCAACAGAAGCAAGAUGUCAGUGGUGAGGAUAAGAGGAAGGACUCUGCAACACCAGUGGGUGAGACAGAUAGUCAGUAUGGGACUUGGGAGACAGGACUACGCACUGAUGAUAGCUCAGAAAGUAACCUCAGCCCUUCGCCAAGGAAAACAGCUCCUUCACACCCGCAAGGAGAACACGACAUCUUUGAUGGCCCGCAUCCACCCUCUAAAUCUGAGAACCAGCCGCUCUUGUUCCCCGAUGCCCCAACCACUCUCUUAGACACCGGUGUCCUCCGGUCCAGAGUCCAGCUGGGAAAGAAGCGCGCUCCCAGGACGCGGCCCUCCAGAGCUGCCCGUCAAAACACUACCCAAGCUGAGGCAGAAGUGCCCACCUCUGAGGAAUGGCUCUACCGAGACUCAACAGAGGAAAAGGUUGAGCGUAAAAUGGAUGAAGUCGACUCUGAGGAGCAGGCCACAGGAGCAGAUGCUGCCGGUGCUUUUGCUUCUCAGCCACAAAGGAUUGCCCUGUUCCCUGGGGUGGACUCUCUAGCUUUAAAGGUCCAGUUGAAGAAGAGGAGCGACUCUGACAAUCAAACUGAUGCGCCGUCUCCUUCCCUUGCCUCACGCUCCCCUAAAUCGCCCUUCCUGCCUCGGGCUGCUCGUGUACUUCUGCCUGCUAGUGGGAAAGAAAAUGGUGAGGAGGAAUCACCCCAGUGGUUGAAAGAGCUCAAGUCCAAGAAGCGCUUGAGUCAAUAUGAGAAUGAAAGCUAAGUAAAAAAAAAGUUGCCUUGUGAAACGGAUCUAUAAGAAACAGAGGCCUUAACGUUCGACUCGGAGAGAUGGAGGGGAAGUCUGCUGCUGAGGAUGUUUUUCUUCUUUUGGUUCUCUGUCUGGGUUGAUCAUCCUGCAUGGUGCCUUUUUAUAGAGAAUAUUUGCAAAAAUAUAAACAAGAUGGGGGCACAUGAAAAAUAACACCAAAAAAAUGCACCCAGCUGCUCUGCUUAUAUUUCCCUUUCCUUUACACAUGUGGCCUCCUCUACUCAGAGAGUGAAACUUUGUGAAAACUUCAGUAGGGACCAGAGUAGUUUUGGGAGAGGGGGAUGAGUAAUUUCCUGUCAGGCUACAUGUCAAGAAAUGGUUAACUUGAGGGACCACUGCACAAUUCACCGCAUGCUGGAGAGCCAUCCGGGACAAUACAAGAUUUAUAUUUGGUUCCUAUACUUGUCUAAUACGUACAAAUCAGUGGUUGUCUAUAUGUUGUCUUUGUGUCAUCAGUCAUUGAUCGGAUGUCACACAAGCAUUGCCAUGGGACAAUAUUUCAGAUACUAAUGGUUCCUUGUUGAACUUUAAAAGCUGCUUACCACAUUAUUAGAUGGAAUGUAUAUCAUGUAAGUAAUCAUGAGAUGUUAUAUUUGUAUGUUUUACUAUGACAGAGAGAGUUUUUAGGAGAAAAUAAGUUGUUUCAUUACAAUAGAGGCUCCAAUGCCUUGCUUUGAUAUGCUCCUCAAUGUUAGUGUCACGUUUUUGUUUAAAUAUAUUUUUUCUUUGUGGGAGAGAGAUGGGAGGCAUCAUGAACACUCCUUAACAGCACAAAUACUUUUUUUCAGUUUUAUAUGAAAACACUAAUCAUGUUCCUUCCCUCUUGAUAAAUUGCAAGCAUCCAUCAAAAGCCAUAGAGCACCUAACUAUUGUCACACACUCCUCAACGCUCUGACAAUGUAUGUUCCUUCAAUCGUGUGCGCACAAUUUUUACCAUCAGGCUUUGCUCAAAGCGACCAGCCUAGAGACACAAGAAGUUAGAUCACACAACUCAAGGAGUGGGAUACUUUGUCUGCUCCAUUCUUUCUGGGCAAAACAUUUAUGGCUCCAUACAUUUAGCUGUAAUUUUCCACGUAUUGUUGCCAUUGACUCAUUCACAUCUCUAAAGCACUUCGUCACUUGAUGCACGGCAGCACUGACCUCAUUGGUCAUGUGGAUCAAGUCUUUUGGUUGAUUGUCCCUGUUUUUGUUUUUUUUGUUUUUUUUGGGGGGGGGGGUUAUGUACAUGAUGUUUAACAUGAAUUUGGGAUUUCUUUUAUAUGUCGUGAUCUCUUUUUUUUUUUUUUUUUUUUUUAUUUGAAAGUACUGAUGGAUAAUAUACUGUGUUGUUCUGGCCAGUGUCCUCAAGUAAAUCAAUUCAUAAUAAUAAAAAAUAAAAAACUCUAUACUUGA
This is a messenger RNA of Phyllopteryx taeniolatus (common seadragon), 8191 nucleotides long. RefSeq names its product trichohyalin. The coding region runs from base 323 to 6751 and encodes 2142 amino acids. Lineage: Eukaryota; Metazoa; Chordata; Actinopteri; Syngnathiformes; Syngnathidae. The transcript has 13 exons. The record is from RefSeq and is a predicted model, not a curated record.